CGCCUUCUCUAUUUUUCCGAAUCAAUCCAUUUCACGUAACCAAACAAAUCUUCAUCCACCGUUUAUAUCUCCGUUCGCCGUUCCGGAUCUCGCUGCUUCAAGAUUUUCUCGCCAAUUUUCUCCGUUUUUCUUUUUUAGUUUUGGUGUUGUCUUCAAUGGUGAUGGAAGACAACGAGAGUUGCAGUAGCAGAGUUCACGAUUCGUCGUCGCCGGCGCAGUCGCGGCAACAGCGCCAGAAGCUGGAGGUAUACAAUGAGGUUCUGCGUCGGCUCAAGGAUUCCGACAACGAGGAGGCGCUUGAGCCUGGUUUCGACGAGGAACUGUGGGCUCACUUCGUUCGACUCCCCACUCGGUAUGCUCUGGAUGUGAAUGUGGAGAGGGCUGAAGACGUUCUAAUGCACAAGAGAUUGCUGCAUUUGGCGCAUGAUCCUGCCAAUAGGCCUGCAAUUGAAGUUCGCCUUGUGCAGGUUCAUCCUAUAUCUGAUGGGAUUCAUGGGAACAUAGCUGAUUCUAUUCAUUCAAACUCUCCUACUAUUGGGCCAGCCCAUGGUUCUCCAAAGUACUCUAGCAAACAGAGCAUUCUCCCACCACCUGCCUUUGGAUCAUCACCUAAUCUCGAGGCCCUUGCAAUUGAAGCAAACAAUUCUCAUGUCCAAGAUGGGGAUGGGGAUGAUUCUGUACAUGCUAGUUCACAGUAUUCUCGGCCCAUGCAUGAAAUCACAUUUUCAUCAGAUGACAAGCCAAAACUCCUGAGUCAGUUGACUUGCUUGCUUUCUGAGAUUGGGCUCAACAUCCUAGAAGCACAUGCCUUUUCCACAGUGGAUGGUUACUCCUUAGAUGUCUUUGUUGUUGAUGGAUGGCCGUAUGAGGAAACAAAGCAGCUGAGAACUGCACUGGAAAAGGAAGUUUUUAAGAUUGAGAUGCAAUCUUGGCCAAAUCAUCAUUCCUUAUCUCCUACAGGCGAGCAAGAAGAAACAGGAAUCAAAUGCGAAUCUGAUUUUGUGACAAUACCUAAUGAUGGGACUGAUGUCUGGGAAAUCGAUGUUAGGCAGUUGAAAUUUGAGAACAAAGUUGCAUCGGGUUCAUAUGGUGAUCUGUACAAAGGUACAUACUGUAGUCAGGAAGUGGCAAUUAAAGUCCUCAAGCCUGAGCGUUUAAAUUCAGACAUGCAGAAAGAGUUUGCACAGGAAGUCUUUAUUAUGAGGAAAGUUAGGCACAAGAAUGUGGUACAGUUCAUUGGUGCAUGUACAAGGCCUCCAAGCUUAUACAUUGUGACAGAAUUUAUGUCUGGUGGAAGUGUGUAUGACUAUCUACACAAGCAAAAGGGUGUUUUUAAGCUUCCUGCAUUGCUCAAAGUAGCAAUUGAUGUUUCCAAGGGAAUGAACUACUUGCACCAAAAUAAUAUAAUCCACAGGGAUUUGAAAGCUGCCAAUCUUCUGAUGGAUGAGAAUGAAGUUGUUAAGGUAGCAGAUUUUGGAGUUGCCAGAGUGAAAGCUCAAUCUGGAGUUAUGACUGCAGAAACUGGGACAUAUCGAUGGAUGGCUCCAGAGGUCAUAGAACACAAGCCAUAUGAUCACAAAGCUGAUGUUUUUAGUUUUGGAAUUGUGUUAUGGGAGUUGCUAACUGGAAAGCUUCCAUAUGAGUACUUGACCCCGUUACAAGCAGCCGUUGGAGUCGUCCAAAAGGGUCUCCGGCCAACCAUGCCAAAGAACACUCAUCCAAAGCUUGCAGAGUUGCUCGAGAGGUGCUGGCAACAAGAUCCAACAUUAAGACCCGACUUCUCUGAAAUUAUAGAGAUUCUUCAGCAAAUAGCCAAAGAGGUUGGAGAUGAAGAAGACCGGCGCAAGGAGAAAUCUUCUAGUGGAUUCCUAUCAGUUCUCAGACGUGGCCAUCACUGACUAAAAGAAAAUCAUGAUUAUUCUCAUAAUGUGAAGAUAGGCUCUCACUCUAUAGCCGAUUUCCCAUCUUCUUUCAUCAACACUGUAUAGAAUGAUCUACCAUGUUUGAUUUUUUCUUUUUUUUUUUAGAUUUAUUUUUCUUGCUAAUUUUUUUAACCAACCAUUCUCCUUCAGCGAUACCCCGGUCCAUAGUAUAUCAGUUAGAAGCGAUCCUGUGGCAUUGUAAGUUCGAAAAACUCUUGCAGCCUUACAAUAACAAAUCAGCAAUGUUAAGUUCCUUAUCUUACUGAUUGAAUUCCCAUCUUUUUAAAUGUAUACAUAUGAGCUAGUUCAUCGGC
Messenger RNA from Vitis riparia (riverbank grape), 2236 nucleotides. RefSeq names its product serine/threonine-protein kinase STY46. Gene Ontology annotation, molecular function: ATP binding; protein kinase activity. Gene Ontology annotation, biological process: protein phosphorylation. The record is from RefSeq and is a predicted model, not a curated record. The coding region runs from base 156 to 1898 and encodes 580 amino acids. The transcript has 16 exons. NCBI's taxonomy places the organism in Eukaryota, Viridiplantae, Streptophyta, Magnoliopsida, Vitales, Vitaceae.